AGCAAUAUGGCGGCUUCAAUGAACAAGUUUCAGCUGAAUAGUUUUCCCUUGCCAAAUAUAGUUUUUAGUAUGAGGAAUGUCGUUAUGAAGCUUUUUCUACUAACGUUUUUACUCUUUCUGACGAAUCGGUGUCAGGGUGACGAUGGCUAUGAGUCGGAUGACUUUCUCAAGAGGGAAUAUUCACUGACAAAACCCUAUCAAGGUGUGGGGUCCUCCAGUUCGUCCCACUGGGACUUGAUGGGCACGGCAAUGGUAACACCUGAUCAUGUGAGGCUCACCCCGGACCUUCAAAGCAGAGUUGGAGCAGUAUGGGGCAGACUCCCCUUUUUCUUACGUGACUGGGAGCUACAUGUGCAGUUUAAAAUUUCUGGCCAAGGCAAGAAAAACCUGAAUGGUGAUGGAAUGGCUCUGUGGCUAACCAAAGAGAGAAUGCAGCAUGGUCCAGUCUUUGGGAAUAUGAACCACUUCACUGGGCUCGGUAUGUUCAUAGACACCUACCCCAACGAGGACAAGAGUCAUGAGAGAGUGUAUCCGUACAUUUCAGUGAUGGUGGGAAAUGGUACUCUGUCGUAUGAUCACGACCGCGAUGGCAGGCCCACAGAACUGGGUGGAUGUACAGCCCUUGUGCGCAACGUCAACCACGACACAAUCAUCCUCCUCCGAUACAUGAGGAACAGACUGACACUGAUGAUGGAUAUCGAUGGGAAGCGCGAGUGGCGUGAGUGUCUGGAUGUACCAGGGGUGCAUAUGCCGGUGGGGUACUACUUCGGGGCCUCUUCAGCAACAGGAGAUUUGUCAGAUAACCAUGACCUAAUCUCCAUGAAGCUCUACCAGUUGACCGUGGAGCGAAGCGCCCAGGAAGAGGAGGAGGCUCAGCAGGAAGUGCUCAUCCCCAGCGUCGACCACAUGGACCUUCCCAAGGUGGAUGUUGAGGAGGCGGAGGGUAUGGGCGCCGUCUCGCGCUUCUUUGCCUUCCUGAUCUCCGUGCUGGGCCUGUGUGUGCUGGUCGUGGUGGGCAUUGUGCUGCACGGCCGCUGGAAGGACAGAAGCCGCAAGCGCUUCUACUAGAGAGAGAGACCGAGAGAGAGGCAGAGAGAGAGAGAGAAUUGUGUGUGUGUGUGUGUGUGUGAGAGAGAGAGAAAGAGAAUAUGUGUUUGAUCGAGAAAGAGAAUAUGUGUGUGAAUGAGUGAAGGAGAACGAGAAAGAGAAAGAGGUGGGAGAAAGAAUGUGUGUGUGUGUGUGUGGGGGAGAGACAUUGUGUGUGUGUGUGUGUGUGUGUGUGUGUGUGUGUGUGUGUGUGUGUGUGUGUGUGUGUGUGUGUGUGGGAGAGAAGCUGUGUGUAUGACCGAGUUGGAGGACGACAAUAAGCAUCAGUGGUCGCUGUGAGUUAGCUGUUGAGACCGACGCCAACCCCAUCCACCACCCAUCCCAUCUAAAACUAUGCUCCGCCCUGAAGUCUUCGCAGUACCUCAUCCUCUCUGCCAGCUGAACGUGCCACCGGGAGAGCGCCUCACCAUUUGGUCACAAAGGACUUGGCUGAUCAAAUAAACGCACCGUUCGGAGCCUUCCCCAAGUCCGCUUGUGAGAGUAUUGAACUGUGACGAAAUGCAGAUCGAUCUUUGGAACUUUGCCAAGUUUGCCCCUUCGAGCGGCCCGGUGAAUGCUGUAUUAAUGCACUGGACUUGGGCUCAGUGCGGCCCCCUGGGAGGCACAGAAUUGAUUUCUGCACUGACAUUCAGCAGAGGACCAGACGAGUGAAAAGAAGAUGCUCACCAAAACAUUUUUUUUUUUUUUAAUCCGUCAGCCUUUUCUGCUAAAAAGUUCAACACAGUCCUGGGCUGCCUAUGGCAGUAUGUUGCUCUACACCUCCAGAGUUUUGUCUGUGUCUGUGUCUGUGUCUGUGUCUGUGUCUGUGUCUGUGUCUGUGUCUGUGUCUGUGUCUGUGUCUGUGUCUGUGUCUGUGUGUGUGUGUGUCUGUGUGUCUGUGUGUCUGUGUAUGUCAAAUGAAAGUGGUUGUGAUGAAGACACGUUGCCAACAUCAUCAUCAUGGUCAUCAGUAUGCUCACUGUACGAAAUCAACUGAAAUGUGAAGAGAUAAUGUGUGCGUGGUGAGGACUGAAGUCUUAUUUAUCAAUUAAUCAAAUGUAGUACAGUUGUGUGCUAGUGUCCCAACAAUUGUGUGCAUGCGUGUGUAUGAAUUAGACGUCUAGGUAGUUGAGGUACUGAACAAGGCCUAUUUACUGGACUGUCUGUGAAUGCUGAUCUUUGUCUUUGUACCUGAUUUUGAAGUCCUUGUCCUAGUCCUACAUAAUUGUUUACAUUCAAAUCAAGCAAAGAAUGAAUUCAUCAUAAAAAGUGUGAGAACUUUAUAUUCAGUCACUUCUACAAAUCAAUGCAAUCUUGGCCAAAACAAACCUGUGAUUUGCGCUGUUUUGUUAUUUUGUAUUCAAACCGGGUAAUUGCUGUAGUUGCUCAAAAUGACUGGUAAUCAGAUUACAUAUGAACAUCUCAUUUUAUUUUCUUUUGACAUAUAUUUUUUUAAUGAUUUGUAUGUUACUGAACCACUAUGGCCCUUAAUGUCAGAUGCCUUACAUUGUUACUCUACAUUCUGUCACCUUAAGAGAGAGCAGUGUGGAGACAUUUUUGAUUCUUGACAUCACCAGAUCUUUUACCUCCUCCAGCGAUGUCUUUUUGCUGCUGAAAUAAUGUUUGUGGUCAAAAAUCCAUUGACCGGUCAUAUCCAACAUUUUGUCUUCAUUUGUUGACAGCGUCAGGAUUUUAAAACAAGAACAGUGAUUUGUACGGUGAAUUGUUCUCAUUUAAGAAGAAGCAGAAAUGUGUCUUGGUAACUUCAGUUUGUUGGAGCCACAGCAUCAAAAAACAUGUCUGAGAAUCUUUGAAUAAAUGUUGUUCUGUCAAA
Sardina pilchardus (European sardine) is the source of this 2920-nucleotide messenger RNA. RefSeq names its product lectin, mannose-binding 2-like b (gene lman2lb). Lineage: Eukaryota; Metazoa; Chordata; Actinopteri; Clupeiformes; Clupeidae. Gene Ontology annotation, cellular component: Golgi membrane; COPII-coated ER to Golgi transport vesicle; endoplasmic reticulum membrane. The transcript is spliced from 8 exons. The record is from RefSeq and is a predicted model, not a curated record. The coding region runs from base 7 to 1068 and encodes 353 amino acids. Gene Ontology annotation, biological process: endoplasmic reticulum to Golgi vesicle-mediated transport. Gene Ontology annotation, molecular function: D-mannose binding.